AUGAUGAUCCACGAAAUCACGCCCAUGGUCGGCAAGUACAAGGCCCGCAAACGCGUCGGUCGCGGUCGCGGCUCCGGCGUCGGCAAGACCUCCGGUCGCGGCCACAAGGGCGCCCGCUCCCGCUCCGGCUUCUCCGCCCGGAUCCAGUUCGAGGGCGGCCAGACGCCGUAUUUCCGCCGCAUCAAGAAGACCGGCUUCACCAACGCCAACUUCACCACGAAGUUCUGGACUGUGAACCUCGGCGCGAUCCUCGACCUCGAGCAGUUCGCCAAGGGCGGCGACGUCGACCAGCAGACCCUCGUCGACGCCGGGCUCAUCCGCGACAUGUCGCGCCCGAUGAAGAUCCUCGGCUCCCUCGGCGAGCACGCCGAGAAGGGCGUCCAGGUCAAGCUCAACAUCACCGCGGCCCGCGUCACCGAUUCCGUCCGCGAGAAGGUCACCGCCGCCGGCGGAUCCGUCAACGAGACCGGCACCCGUCGCGACAACAUCCGCGGCGUCGACCGCAACUCCGACGACCGCACGCCCAAGAACCUCGGCAAGAAGCUCAAGCGCGGCGGCGCCAAGGGCAAGAAGAAGCCCAUGCUCCAGGCGAUCAUCAACAUCUUCCGGAUCCCCGAGCUGCGCAACAAGCUGCUCUUCACCGUCGCCAUGCUCGGCGUCUACCGCAUCGGCUUCUGGAUCCCCGUCCCGGGCGUCGACCAGCAGCUCCUCAAGGACUUCUUCCAGGCCCAGACCGACUCCGGCGGCGCCUUCGGACGCGUCGCGCAGUUCGUCUCCGUCUUCUCCGGCGGCAGCUUCGGGCAAUCCACCAUCUUCGGCCUGGGCAUCAUGCCCUACAUCAGCGCCGCGAUCAUCUUCCAGCUCCUCGGUUCCGCCUACGAGCCCCUCAAAAAGCUGCAGCAGGAGGGCCCCUCCGGUCGCCAGAAGAUCCAGGAGUGGACCCGAUACGCCACCGUCGGCCUCUGCGUCGUCCAGGCCAUCGGCUGGAUGAGCUUCCUGACCCGGUCCAACCUCGUCUACCCCGAGUGGGCCAACAACCCGCUCUGGUGGGUCAUGGCCAUCACCUCCAUGACCGCCGGCACCAUCUUCCUCAUGUGGCUCGGCGAGCAGAUCGACAAGUACGGCAUCGGCAACGGC
Symbiodinium necroappetens is the source of this 1137-nucleotide messenger RNA. Lineage: Eukaryota; Dinophyceae; Suessiales; Symbiodiniaceae. The record is from the annotation of a GenBank genome assembly.